CACCCCAUUCCCGAGUCUCACAUGUCUGAUCCCAAGAACAAGGGCCAGGUACCCUUGAGCCUUGGGGUCAGCACGAACGCCACCUAGGCAACUGGGAUGAGUCCCAUUUUGAGCCUCUACACCCCUCUACUGUCGAAGGGUGUGUUUUGCAGUGGACCGACUGUUUGGACUCUAAUUACGUGUGUGCCAGGACUGGUGCUGGAAGUAUUUCCAUUCUCCGGAGGUACGUUCACUGUCCAGGUAUUUCGGGCCUAUCCUUUCGUCCACCCGAGAUACCUAGAUCAAAGCUUUGUUUGCAAUACAAUGCCCGUAUUUGUGGUGCUUCCGAAGAUGAGACCGAGCCAACAUCAUACGUUCCUGUCACGACCUUUGGAUGAAAAGGAUGCGACUCAGCAAACUCUUCGUUGCAGACCGCAGUAAUGGGAUUUGAACAUUCCCGGUACUUUGGAACGUUUAAUUCAUUUAAUAACAAAUUACCC
Molecule: messenger RNA, 479 nt
Organism: Eremomyces bilateralis CBS 781.70
Lineage: Eukaryota; Fungi; Ascomycota; Dothideomycetes; Eremomycetales; Eremomycetaceae
Exons: 1
Coding region: 97-420 (107 amino acids)
Source: RefSeq, a predicted model, not a curated record